This is a messenger RNA of Capsaspora owczarzaki ATCC 30864, 1944 nucleotides long. RefSeq lists its product as hypothetical. Bases 1 to 1944 code for a protein of 647 amino acids. Gene Ontology annotation, biological process: double-strand break repair via break-induced replication. NCBI's taxonomy places the organism in Eukaryota, Filasterea, Ministeriida, Capsasporidae. The transcript has 14 exons. Gene Ontology annotation, molecular function: DNA binding; single-stranded DNA helicase activity; ATP binding. The record is from RefSeq and is a predicted model, not a curated record.
AUGAACGACCAGCUAUCGCAUGAUCAGCGGACCGCGAUGCGUCAGUACUUGCUCCACAGAAACGAAGUACCUCGCCUGAUUGAGUACAUCGAGCUAGACGUUGAGACGCAGUCGGGUCGGUACGCCGCCACUGCUCUCACCCACCAAGCAGGCGCGUCUUCGCGACUGGAGGAUCUCGUCAUUGAGUAUCGACCAGAGUGCGAUGUGCACGAGCUGCUUGACUUUCGUCAUUGGCACAUGGACAGCUGCGACUCGCCCAUUGCCACCGUGCCUGACGACGCACUUGGAUGUCCCUUUCGGGUCCGAGGCCAGGUGGUUGCGCUCACUGGUGCAACUCAGGCCAUUUGCGACUAUGCAGAACGUCCGCAGGAUGUUAUUGCGCGGCACAAAUGUGUAGUGUGUGAUUCCGAGUCGUUCAUGCUUGAGGAAUGCGUGCGAGGUCGAAAGACCCAGCCUUUGAGCAUUCUCACGCUUGCAGCGGUCGGUCGAGAGCGUCCAUUCAGUCAACUUUCGGUCAUCGUCCAGGGUGUAUAUUUGGAAAUCUACGGAGUGUUUUUGCCGAGUGCGCAUUUCAGUUCGAAAAAUCAAGCGCGAGGUCGCCUUCCAAAAAGGCAUUUGAAGAUCUUUCAAAUUCCAACAACGGCCUUCAGUCCACCUGUUCUCACGCCAGCAUACGGAAAUAUCAUGUCCACAAUCACUGACAACACCCUCCGUGAGAUAAUCCAGCGAGCAAGCGCCAUAUCACGCAUGUUCAUGGCGCACGCAGUCCCGCGCGGCACGUACACACGACUGCGCCUGUUGUGUUUGCUCAGCUUGCUAUCACGCGAGACAAUGCUGCACUCCACCAGCGCACAGGGCCGUGCAAACCAUACGUCAUCUGCCCUGCACCUGCUCGUGCUGCUGCCAGAAGAUGAUCCGGUUGUGGCGCGGCUCAUUGCUCAAGCUGCUACCUAUUUCGACGAUGGCAGGGGUCUGACUCAUCAGACUUCAAUGGGCUUGGUCCCAACUGCAACAUGGGACGCCCAAGCGCCGAAUCCGACCAUCGCAGAUGGAUCCUUGUCGCUCGCAGCUGAUGGCGUCUGCUUGAUUCAGAACGUGUCGCAUCUGCGUCCUGCUGAACUUGACACGCUGUACCAAGUGCCAGAGAUUACCGUUUCAGCACAGGCACCUGCUGCCCAGCAACUCAGACACGGCACUGCUCUCCAAGUCGAGGUAACCACCACAAUCCACAGCACUGUCUGGGCCACCACCGACUCGCGGACAGUCACUCGUGAAGGACCUCUUCACGAUCGUCAUGCUGCUAUGGAAGCACUUGUCCCAGUCGGAACUACUCGAUCGAAGGCUUGGUCCGCUCAGAAGAUUAUGCAAGCAGUCGAUCUGAUCCAUCGUCCUGCUACAGCAGCAAGCGCAUCGCUGGAAGUAGAUCGCGCCAUCUGUGCACACGUGCUCGACACAGUCCAAGCCCAGAACGACGAGCGCGAGCUUGCUCAUGCGGAUUCUGUUCGGAGCUUGUUGCAUACAAUUCGUACAGUCACACCCACCCGUCUGCCAUUUGACAACGAAGCACAACAGCUGCUACAGGAGUUCUUUGCUGCCUGUCGCCGGGUCCAAUCGCGCGGUGUUCACGCAACAGAGAUUCCGUCGCGUGCGUUUUCAACCUUAACCAAGCUUGCCACAGCGCACUGCAGAUUGUCGUUGCGACAUUGCGUCUCUGUGGCUGACGCGUUGAUUGCCAUCAUGCUGUUCGAGGAAGUCCAGACCGUGCGGACUGGGUACUCGGUGCUUCAACAGCGCCCACUCGUACACGACCCAGACGCGUUUCAACCGGAUGUGAAAUUUGAUCACUCGGCGCACGCAAAGCAGCUCUAUCGGCAUGUGGUUGAGUUCUGUCAGGCUCACUGCUCCAGCGAAUGGUACCACGACGACGAUGCUCAAGUGCCAUAG